This is a messenger RNA of Cataglyphis hispanica, 513 nucleotides long. Its product is annotated as F-box only protein 21-like. The record is from RefSeq and is a predicted model, not a curated record. Lineage: Eukaryota; Metazoa; Arthropoda; Insecta; Hymenoptera; Formicidae. Gene Ontology annotation, molecular function: DNA binding. The coding region runs from base 89 to 316 and encodes 75 amino acids. The transcript has 3 exons.
AGAAUAUUAAGUUUGCCGUUGGAAUGAUCGUGAGGCAUACACGGGACGAUUAUUCCUCUAUCAAUAAGCAUGACGGUGUGAUCAUUGGAUGGCAUUCAAUGCCCAAAUGCACUACAUCAUUCUCGCUGAAAAUAAUCAAAUAUGUUAUGUACCAGAAGAUCAACUAUCAAUAUGUCCAUCAAAAGAAAUUGAUAACAUAGAAAUUGGAAAAUAUUUUUCCUAUUUUGAAGGCAAUUUUUACGUACCAAAUGAAAAUUUAAAAGAACAUUAUCCAGAAGAUAUCGCUGCAUUAACUGGAUUACUUAUCAAACAAUAGUUUUUAUUACCUUAAAAUGUACAAUAUAGUUCUUUCAAUAAUAUUUCUCAAUUUAGCUUUUAUUGUAAACGACAUAUGUAUAAAUAUUCUUACGAUCUUAUUUACAUUUCUGUGAAACGGUGUUAUUCUGCUUAUUGCUGUGAAAAAUAAAAAUGAUCUCUGCAACAACGAUUGCGUUUUCAGCAACGGCAAACAUA